Molecule: messenger RNA, 1050 nt
Organism: Australozyma saopauloensis
Lineage: Eukaryota; Fungi; Ascomycota; Pichiomycetes; Serinales; Metschnikowiaceae
Exons: 1
Coding region: 1-1050 (349 amino acids)
Source: RefSeq, a predicted model, not a curated record
AUGUCCAAUGAGUAUUACGCACUCAUUCUUGAAUUCAAUGCUCGAGUGGUGAAAUUAGGCUUUGCACGUGAAGCAAUUGAGCAUGUUCAAUUAACUCCAUCUCACCCUACUUGGCAGAAAUAUGCCUUUCAACAACAGAGCCAAGUCGAGCCAUCAUUCCUCGGGUUGUCAUCGCACUGCCUUGAUAACGAUUUAAAGAUUCAAUUGUUGGGAAAUUCUCGUUCUGAUUCGGCACUUGAGAGAAUGCUAGAACAAUAUCAAAAGGACUAUGAUCUGGUACAAUGGUUCGAUUGGUCAACAAAUGGAUUUGUUGAACUUUCUCGCUUGGUUCGUCAUUUAAUUUCCACUUCUCUUUUGGUUUCUCCCUUAUUCACAAAAUUGUUUGUGGUGGAUAAUGGGCUUCUGGCCCUGUCGAAGCGUAUGUUUUGUGAAACAAUGACAAAGAUGCUGACAUGUGCCGCUGUUGUAUUCCUUUCAUACUCUUUAUGCACAUCCAUUGCUUCUGGAGUUUCUGAUGCACUAGUCAUAGAUUUUGGCUGGGAGACAUGUAAGAUUUACACUGUCAUUGACUAUAGAGUCGUUCGUAGUGAAGAGUUUGUUGAGUUCUCGCAUGAAAGUAUUCACUACCGUAUCAUGAAGGAUCGAGGCACUAACUCUUUCUCUGAGAUUGAAAUAUUUAUACAAGACGUUGUUUGCGAUAGUGAAGAUGUGUUUGCAGAAUUGGGUUUGGAGCAAUUGCCAGAGGUAAUAGCCAAUCUGAUUCAGAAAUCCGCAAUUGACAACAGACCGCUUCUAUCUCAAAACAUUAUUAUCACUGGUUUUUUUGCUCAAUAUAGUCGAUUCCAAAUCGCGUGUUUCCAGGAAACCACAAAGGCUUUGCAGACAUUAUCUGCAAACGGUCUUGAGAAUCUCGGCGCUUGGUGUGGUGCAUCAAUUUACUGUUCUACAAUACUUUUUACGGAAAAUUAUGAUGAUUGGAAGCAUAUGCAAAUCGGCAGCGGAAAGCUUACCGUCGAAAGCGCUAGGGAGUUAGAACGCUACCAUGGAUAA